CCAACAUGGCGGCGCUGACAUGAAAACAUACCACCCUUGGCACAUGAGUAAAGUCAUGUUUUAAAGUUAUCUCAAUGUCACAUAAACAGCAUGUAAGGCAUAAAUAGGUUACAUUUUCACUACAGUCAUGGCGGAAUUAAUUUGACUACGACUCGUAUUUAAAUUGGCGUGUCAUGGGCUGUGCAUAUUUUCGUAAGUUCAAAACAAACACAACUAUCCAGUGGUUCCCUAUUUCCACUGUACUAAAUACGUUUUUUCCAUUCCCCGAAUGAGUGAAGCUGAAGGAUUGAUGGUCUUUGUAAAUACCAUUGGCCUAGCACUGUUCAUGCUAAUUGUCCUGUAUCACUGGACAACGAUUGCAAAUCGAGGUGGUUUUUACACAGAAGAAAACAUUUACGAUGCAAGACCGAGGCGAAAUUUCAACAACCAAGGCAGGAGGCACGUGUUCACAAGGACGUCUUGCUCAGAGUGAAGUCCAGAUGUAACCCAACCAGGAGUCUGUUAUGUUACUUAACAUUUGGAGACCCAACACAAUUAUUUUCUGGCACACUCUUGGCUUUAUCCGAAAACAAUUGGCUUGAGUAAAGUGCUAGAUCAAUCUUCGAAUACUGUGGAUAAUUUGGAGCAAACUACAGUUUACAUACGUCCUUCCGUAAACCUAAGAUUAUCGAUAUAAAAUGACCCUGGCGAAAGCUACAGUCAAGGUUGUCAACUUGGGCCGGAUCUCCUACGGCCGUGCUUUACAGAUCCAACAGCGAUGUGUCAGGCAACGUUUGGAUACUUCAUCCGAGCUUGCGAAUAUCUUGCUGCUGUGCGAGCACGAGCCAGUCUACACCAUUGGAAUACGACAGAAGUUGUAUUCUGCAGAGGAAGAACUCAGACUGAAGAACCUGGGGGCAGAAUUCUUCCGUACUAAUCGCGGAGGACUCAUAACGUUCCAUGGGCCUGGACAGUUGGUGUGUUAUCCCAUUCUAAAUCUGGGCUGCUUUAAAAAGAGUGUCCGGUGGUACGUUUGUGAACUGGAAAGGACCGUCAUCGGUUUGUGUCGUAAGUUUGGGAUCAAAGCGUCCACAUCCCCGGACACUGGAGUGUGGGUAGGAGAGAACAAGAUUUGUGCUCUGGGAAUCAACUGCCGAAUGUACAUCACGUCUCACGGCUUGGCACUGAACUGCAACACAGAUAUGCGGUGGUUUGACAAUAUUGUGCCAUGUGGGAUUGUGGGCAAAGGAGUCACUUCCCUAAGCCAAGAACUCGGACGAGAAGUUACUGUUCCUGAAGCCAUCCCACCUCUACUGGAAACGUUUGCUGAACAAUUUAACUGCAGUUUGACAUUUGAAGAUGGAGACAUUAACAAUAUCAUUGUCAAUGACAGCCCAGUUAGGCUAUAGAUACAUAGCUACCAAUCUAGCUACUUUGUAAAUUGAAAAUUUAUUUAUUUAUUUUUAUGCAUUGU
Conger conger (European conger) is the source of this 1453-nucleotide messenger RNA. It is a transcript of the gene lipt2, whose product is annotated as lipoyl(octanoyl) transferase 2. Lineage: Eukaryota; Metazoa; Chordata; Actinopteri; Anguilliformes; Congridae. Gene Ontology annotation, molecular function: lipoyl(octanoyl) transferase activity. Gene Ontology annotation, cellular component: mitochondrion. The record is from RefSeq and is a predicted model, not a curated record. Bases 678 to 1388 code for a protein of 236 amino acids. The transcript is spliced from 2 exons. Gene Ontology annotation, biological process: protein lipoylation.